Molecule: messenger RNA, 1699 nt
Organism: Penicillium brasilianum
Lineage: Eukaryota; Fungi; Ascomycota; Eurotiomycetes; Eurotiales; Aspergillaceae
Source: the annotation of a GenBank genome assembly
CCACUAGUCAGCGUUACUCGUUCGUUGGGACCUGAAUCACUGAUGUUGGCAGGUGCUGCUUGUUUUGUUUUGUGGUGGAUAACAAUUGGCUCAGCCCCUCCUAGCUGACCAGAUGGCAUCAAUACGGUAAUCUUUCGCACCAUCCGUCGUGUGGACGGACCCCAUUUCGACUAAAAACACCAAUGAUGCCCCCUAUCACCUUCUUCCUGGUCCGAUCCGAGUCUUGCAUCACUUUGCUUCGAUUGAUGCGUCCACUCCUUUGACCCGUCUCACAUUCCACGCUCAUUAUCUCAGCAUACCACCUUUGCCAUUAUACGCGACUCAUGAGAACAUGAGUUACUCAAAGCAAGAAGAUGGGGAAGUGGCAAUGAAACUGCUGCCCGAAUCCUCCCCUCGGCUGUCAACGUCGUCCACGGUCGCAGACGACCUGGAAGCCAAUAACAAAGAAGCCAUCGACCAUACUGCGGUAGUGCUGGAGUACCAAACCCCUGCCGGCGUCAAGUAUGCAUGGCUGUGUGCUCUACUGGUCUUUGGGAUGCUCUUGACUGUCCAUAACAAAUUCAUUCUUGAAAAGUUCCCAUGCCCGUGGCUCUUAACGGGCAUACACAGCAUAUUCUCCGGAAUAGGUACCUUCAUUCUCCUAAAACUCGGUUAUUUCAAGUUAUCGAAACUCUCUCAUCGCGACCACUUGGUUUUGAUUGCAUACUCGGUGCUCUUCAGCGUCAAUAUUUUCUUUUCCAACUAUUCAUUGUCCCUCGUCAGCCUGGCAUUCUUCCAGAUCAUCCGGAAUACCUCGCCCAUCUUUACCGUUCUUCUCGAGCGCCUUCUCUUCUCGCGCUCCUACCAUCUAGCUACUUAUAUUGCUCUUGUGCCGAUCGUGCUGGGUGCCGGCCUUACUGCCUCUGGAGAUUUCCAUUUCACCGUCUUCGGCCUGAUCAUCUCGGUAAUCGGCGUGCUCUUGGGUGUCUUGAAGAUCAUUGUCACCAACCGCCUGAUGACUGGAUCCCUGGCUCUACCCUCAUUGGAGCUCAUCUACCGAAUGUCGAUCUACGCCUCGAUCCAGACAAUAGUCAUCGGAGUAUAUGCCGGUGAACUUUCCAAUCUGGACCCAUCCACACUCUGGCGCACCGACGCGAACGAUGAAUCCACGUUCCCCGUGACGUCAACCGCCUUCUCACUACUAGGAAACGGCCUGUUAGCCCUGCUACUGAACAUCUCGUCCUUCCAGGCAAACAAGGUUGCCGGCUCUCUCGCUAUCACAGUAUGGGGAAACGUCCGACAGACUUUGACUUUGAUACUGGGAAUUCUGUUCCUCGGAGACUUCAACUUGAACAUCCAGACCGUGUCAGGAAUCGUGCUUGUGGUGGUUGGAUGUGCAUUCUAUAGUAAAACGGAGUUGGACUCUAAAAGGUGAGAGAUAGAAGAUAAUCACAUUUUCAGGCCGCCCUUAUUUAGCGACCAGCAAAUAAUAUUUCAUUAAGCUUUCAUAAUUGGGUUGCUUUUUCAGGACACAAUAGAUCAGUGGCUGAAUUAUGGGGUAUGAUUGAUCGUGUAUUCAAUUAGAAUAGGCCCCUCUAAGAACGUCAUGUCUAAUUUAGGUAGUCAUCUUUGCCUACACAUUUAUCAAGCGCGUCUGAUUUAGACAUUUUCGAUCUUCUCCCGAGCUGCGUCCUGCUGCUCGGCAAUGAUAUCGGCGGGG